Molecule: messenger RNA, 1819 nt
Organism: Neomonachus schauinslandi (Hawaiian monk seal)
Lineage: Eukaryota; Metazoa; Chordata; Mammalia; Carnivora; Phocidae
Product: cytochrome P450 2A13-like
Exons: 9
Biological process (GO): coumarin metabolic process; xenobiotic metabolic process
Cellular component (GO): intracellular membrane-bounded organelle; cytoplasm
Molecular function (GO): oxidoreductase activity, acting on paired donors, with incorporation or reduction of molecular oxygen, reduced flavin or flavoprotein as one donor, and incorporation of one atom of oxygen; iron ion binding; heme binding
Source: RefSeq, a predicted model, not a curated record
UUAUCUGACCGUCUCUCCCAAUGCCACCAUGCUGGCCUCAGGGUUGCUUCUGGUGGCUUUGCUCACCUGCCUGACCACAAUGGUCUUGAUGUCUGUCUGGAGGCAGAAGAAACUCUGGGGGAAGCUUCCUCCGGGACCCACCCCAUUGCCCUUCAUUGGAAACUACCUGCAGCUGAAUACACAGCAGAUGUACAACUCUCUCAUGAAGAUCAGCGAGCGAUAUGGCCCAGUCUUCACGGUCCACCUGGGGCCCCGGCGCAUCGUGGUGCUGUGUGGACACGAGGCGGUGAAGGAGGCUCUGGUGGACCAGGCUGAGGAGUUCAGCGGGCGAGGCGCACAGGCCACCUUCGACUAUCUCUUCAAAGGCUAUGGGGUGACGUUCAGCAACGGGGAGCGCGCCAAGCAGCUCCGGCGCUUCUCCAUCACCACGCUGCGGGACUUUGGAGUGGGCAAGCGUGGCAUUGAGGAGCGCAUCCAGGAGGAAGCGGGCUUCCUCAUCGAAGCCUUUCGGGGCACACAUGGUGAGCAGGCCUGGGAGUGAACAAGAAAGAGCGGUACACCCACAGGGACCCACGCUGUCUCCUCCGGGAAGGGGACUGGCUUGGGGGAGGGCAUCUGGGCUCCAGACUCUGAGUUCCUGUCACUGCUGCGUAUGAUGCUGGGAAGCUUCCAGUUCACAGCUACCUCUAUGGGGCAGCUCUGUGAAAUGUUCCAUUCAGUGAUGAAGCACCUGCCAGGGCCACAGCAACAGGCAUUUAAGGAGCUGCAGGGUCUGGAGGACUUCAUAGCCAAAAAGGUGGAGCAAAACCAACGCACCCUGGACCCCAACUCCCCGAGGGACUUCAUCGACUCCUUCCUCAUUCGCAUGCAGGAGGAGCAGAACAACCCCAACACGGAGUUCUACAUGAAGAACCUGGUGCUGACCACACUGAACCUCUUCUUUGCGGGCACUGAGACGGUCAGCACAACCCUGCGGUACGGCUUCCUGCUGCUCAUGAAGCACCCAGAGGUGGAGGCCAAGGUCCAUGAGGAGAUUGACCGGGUGAUUGGCAAGAACCGUCAGCCCAAGUUUGAGGACCGGGCCAAGAUGCCCUACACAGAGGCGGUGAUCCAUGAGAUCCAAAGAUUUGGAGACAUGAUCCCCAUGGGCCUGGCCCGCAGAGUCACCAAGGACACCAAGUUUCGAGAGUUCCUCCUCCCCAAGGGCACUGAAGUGUUCCCUAUGCUGGGCUCCGUGCUGAGAGACCCCAAGUUCUUCUCCAACCCCCGAGACUUCCACCCCCAGCACUUCCUGGAUGAGAAUGGGCAGUUUAAGAAGAGUGAUGCUUUUGUGCCCUUCUCCAUUGGAAAGCGGUACUGUUUUGGAGAAGGCCUGGCUAGAAUGGAGCUCUUUCUCUUCCUCACCACCAUCUUGCAGAACUUCCGCUUCAAGUCCCCGCAGCUGCCCCAAGACAUCGACGUGUCCCCCAAGCUCGUGGGGUUUGCUACCAUCCCACGAAAUUACACCAUGAGCUUCCAGCCCCGCUGAACAAGGGCUGUGGGAGCGCAGGGCCAAGGGGAAGAACAAGGUGGAGGGAGGAAUCAGGGGUGGGGCUACUGAAUCGGGUGGGGUUAAGGGAAGGGCGGGGCUAGUAGGGGGAGGUGACUUAGGGGGAAUGAAGGCACAAGGUGAAUAGGAGAGGAAGAGGAAAGGAAAGGCCUUUUGUCUGUUGACUUUGCUGCAGAUAGAUCCUUAAGAGGUGGGGUAAGAGGGAGAACCUUACACUCUACUGUUAAUAAUAAUAAUAAUAAUAAUAAUAACGUUUAAUUAUUUAUUGUA